UAUGAUAUAAACACUCUCCAACUCAAGAAGCAUUUCCUCAACAAGCAGAAGCUUUACCAUCCAGAUGCACAGACUGGCAAGUCAGACGAAGAAGCCGCUCACGCAUUGCAGACAUCCUCACUCGUCAACAAAGCCUACGAGACACUCCUUCAUCCUCUCAGCCGGGCUGUAUACAUCCUCGAACUCAAUGGCAUCGAAAUCGGAGAAGCCGAUUCUGUAGAAGAUCCAGACCUGCUCAUGGAAAUUCUCGACCUCCGCGAGCAGCUGGAAGAGGCUACCAGCGAGGAUCAAGUCCAAUCACUCAGGGAGACUAACAAGGAAGCUAUCAACUCGACUAUCAACGACGUUUCAGCUGCUUUCCAGAAUGAAAACUAUGAAGACGCCAAGAACCUCACUAUCAAGCUGAGAUAUCUAACUAAUUUGGAUACUGCAGCAAAAGAU
Messenger RNA from Wallemia mellicola CBS 633.66, 441 nucleotides. RefSeq names its product Co-chaperone Hsc20. The transcript has a single exon. Gene Ontology annotation, cellular component: mitochondrion. Gene Ontology annotation, molecular function: ATPase activator activity; protein-folding chaperone binding. Gene Ontology annotation, biological process: [2Fe-2S] cluster assembly; protein complex oligomerization. The annotation marks the transcript as partial. The record is from RefSeq and is a predicted model, not a curated record. NCBI's taxonomy places the organism in Eukaryota, Fungi, Basidiomycota, Wallemiomycetes, Wallemiales, Wallemiaceae.